This is a messenger RNA of Dovyalis caffra, 1263 nucleotides long. NCBI's taxonomy places the organism in Eukaryota, Viridiplantae, Streptophyta, Magnoliopsida, Malpighiales, Salicaceae. The record is from the annotation of a GenBank genome assembly.
AUGGGAUCAGUAUCACUGAAAAUAGGAGAUGGAACAGCCAGAUUCAAGAGAGCAAGUUUCUUUUCAUCAGCAGUGAACAUUCUCAUGCUCUUCUCUGUUUUAACCACUAAUCUUUUUGCAUUAUAUGCCUUCACAUCUUCUCCAAAAGAACAUCAAAAUCAUCUCGUUCACAAUCCCCAUAAAAACAUAUCUUUGAUCUCUGAGCAUGUCUCCUUAAUACUAAGAGAGAUCGCCUCUUCUCAGAAAAAGCUUGCCAAGAUGGAAAAGGAGCUUUUGGGCUAUGAAACUAUAGAUAUUUCGAGGCCCAAUAUUGCAAGUGAGCUCAAAUUGUUUUUACAACACCAUCAACUCCCUCUUGGUAAAGAUUCAAGAACUGGGAUCACUGAAAUGGUGGCCUCUGUAGGUCAUUCUUGUGAGAAAUCUGCAGACUUGUUGUCUCAGUACAUGGCUUACAAGGUUUCUGGGCCUUGUCCCGAUGAUUGGAGUCUUGGCCAGAAGUUGAUUUUGCGUGGAUGUGAGCCUUUGCCCAGAAGGAGAUGCUUUGCCAAGUCUGUUCCAAAGUUGGGUCUUUAUCGUUUUCCUGAUUCACUCUGGAAACCUGUUAGUGAAAAGAUUUUAACUUGGAGUGGUCUAGGUUGCAAGAAUUUUGAGUGCUUGAAUAAAAAGAAAUUGAGUAGGGAUUGUUUUGGUUGCUUUAAUAUUACUAGUGGUUUUGAGACUCAAAAGUUUGUUAAAGCUAGAGGCAAGAAUGAUUUUCUUAUUGAUGAUGUGUUAGAUUUAUCAAGUGGAGGAAUUAGAAUUGGAUUUGACAUUGGUGGCGGGUCUGGAACUUUUGCUGCUAGAAUGGCAGGGAGAAAUGUGACUGUGAUUACUAAUACUUUGAAUGCGGAUGCUCCAUUUAGUGAAUUUAUUGCAGCAAGAGGGCUUUUCCCUUUGUAUUUGAGUUUAGAUCAUAGGUUCCCUUUCUAUGAUAAUGUGUUUGAUAUAAUUCAUGCUUCUAGCGGAUUGGAUGGAGGGGAGAAACCUGAAAAAUUGGAGUUCUUAAUGUUUGAUAUCGAUCGAAUUCUGAGGGCUGGUGGAUUGCUUUGGUUGGAUAACUUCUACUGUGCAAAUGAUGAGAAGAAAACAGCUUUGACUCGAUUGAUUGAGCGGUUCGGGUAUAAGAAGCUGAAAUGGGUUGUGGGUGAGAAGGUAGACACAGCUGGGUCAGGGAAAUCGGAAGUUUAUUUGUCUGCCGUGCUACAAAAGCCAGCGAGAGUGUGA